AUGAGCACCAUGAGCCUACUGACCCUCGCCCUGCUUUUCUCCUGCUCCUUCGCCCGUGCUGCUUGCGACCCCAAGAUCGUCAACAUCGGCGCCGUGCUGAGCACGCGGAAACAUGAGCAAAUGUUCCGCGAGGCGGUGAACCAGGCCAACAAGCGGCACGGCUCCUGGAAGAUCCAGCUCAAUGCCACCUCCGUCACUCACAAGCCCAACGCCAUCCAGAUGGCCCUGUCCGUGUGCGAGGACCUCAUCUCCAGCCAGGUCUAUGCCAUCUUAGUUAGCCACCCUCCUACCCCCAACGACCACUUUACUCCCACUCCCGUCUCCUACACUGCUGGCUUCUACCGUAUCCCUGUCCUGGGGCUGACCACCCGCAUGUCCAUCUACUCGGACAAGAGCAUCCACCUGAGCUUCCUGCGCACCGUGCCGCCCUACUCCCACCAGUCCAGCGUCUGGUUCGAGAUGAUGCGCGUCUAUAACUGGAACCACAUCAUCCUGCUCGUCAGCGACGACCACGAGGGCCGGGCGGCGCAGAAGCGCCUGGAGACGCUGCUGGAGGAGCGCGAGUCCAAGAGUAAAAAAAGGAACUAUGAAAACCUCGACCAACUGUCCUAUGACAACAAGCGCGGACCCAAGGCUGAGAAGGUGUUGCAGUUUGACCCUGGCACCAAGAACGUGACGGCCCUGCUGAUGGAGGCACGGGAGCUGGAGGCACGGGUCAUCAUCCUCUCGGCCAGCGAGGACGAUGCUGCCACCGUGUACCGUGCAGCCGCGAUGCUGAACAUGACGGGCUCGGGGUACGUGUGGCUGGUGGGCGAACGCGAGAUCUCGGGGAACGCCCUGCGCUACGCACCAGACGGCAUCAUCGGGCUGCAGCUCAUCAACGGCAAAAACGAGUCAGCGCACAUCAGCGACGCCGUGGGCGUGGUGGCGCAGGCCGUGCACGAGCUCCUGGAGAAGGAGAACAUCACCGACCCGCCGCGGGGCUGCGUGGGCAACACCAACAUCUGGAAGACCGGGCCACUCUUCAAGAGGGUGCUGAUGUCUUCAAAGUACGCAGACGGGGUGACCGGCCGUGUGGAGUUCAAUGAGGAUGGGGACCGGAAGUUCGCCAACUACAGCAUCAUGAAUCUGCAGAACCGCAAGCUGGUACAAGUGGGCGUCUACAACGGCACCCACGUCAUCCCCAAUGACAGGAAGAUCAUCUGGCCGGGGGGAGAGACGGAGAAGCCUCGAGGGUACCAGAUGUCGACCAGGUUAAAGAUCGUCACGAUCCACCAGGAGCCCUUCGUGUACGUCAAGCCCACGCUGAAUGAUGGAACGUGCAAGGAGGAGUUCACGGUCAACGGUGACCCCGUCAAGAAGGUGAUCUGCACCGGGCCCAAUGACACGUCGCCGGGCAGCCCCCGCCACACGGUGCCUCAGUGCUGCUACGGCUUCUGCAUCGACCUGCUCAUCAAGCUGGCGCGGACCAUGAACUUCACCUACGAGGUCCACCUGGUGGCCGACGGCAAGUUCGGCACGCAGGAGCGGGUGAACAACAGCAACAAGAAAGAGUGGAACGGAAUGAUGGGCGAGCUGCUCAGCGGGCAGGCGGACAUGAUCGUGGCGCCACUGACCAUCAACAACGAGCGCGCGCAGUACAUCGAGUUCUCCAAGCCUUUCAAGUACCAGGGCCUGACCAUUCUGGUCAAGAAGGAGAUCCCUCGGAGCACGCUGGACUCGUUCAUGCAGCCUUUCCAGAGCACGCUGUGGCUGCUGGUGGGGCUAUCGGUGCACGUGGUGGCCGUGAUGCUGUACCUGCUAGACAGGUUCAGCCCCUUUGGCCGGUUCAAGGUGAACAGCGAGGAGGAGGAGGAGGACGCGCUGACCCUGUCGUCGGCCAUGUGGUUCUCCUGGGGCGUUCUGCUCAACUCGGGCAUCGGGGAAGGCGCCCCCCGGAGCUUCUCGGCGCGCAUCCUGGGCAUGGUGUGGGCCGGCUUCGCCAUGAUCAUCGUGGCCUCCUACACCGCCAACUUGGCGGCCUUCCUGGUGCUGGACCGGCCCGAGGAGCGCAUCACCGGCAUCAACGACCCGCGGCUGAGGAACCCCUCGGACAAGUUCAUCUACGCCACAGUGAAGCAGAGCUCGGUGGACAUCUACUUCCGGCGGCAGGUGGAGCUGAGCACCAUGUACCGGCACAUGGAGAAGCACAACUACGAGAGCGCAGCCGAGGCCAUCCAGGCCGUGCGGGACAACAAGCUGCACGCCUUCAUCUGGGACUCUGCGGUGCUGGAGUUCGAGGCCUCUCAGAAGUGCGACCUGGUCACCACGGGCGAGCUCUUCUUCCGCUCGGGCUUUGGCAUCGGCAUGCGCAAGGACAGCCCCUGGAAGCAGAAUGUCUCCCUGUCCAUCCUCAAGUCCCAUGAGAAUGGCUUCAUGGAAGACCUGGAUAAGACUUGGGUGCGGUACCAGGAAUGUGAUUCUCGAAGCAAUGCCCCUGCUACCCUCACCUUCGAGAACAUGGCAGGGGUCUUCAUGCUAGUGGCUGGGGGCAUCGUGGCCGGCAUUUUCCUAAUCUUCAUCGAGAUCGCCUACAAGCGGCACAAGGACGCACGCCGGAAGCAGAUGCAGCUGGCCUUUGCCGCGGUGAACGUGUGGAGGAAGAACCUGCAGGAUAGAAAGAGUGGUAGAGCAGAGCCUGACCCUAAAAAGAAAGCCACAUUUAGGGCUAUCACCUCCACCCUGGCUUCCAGCUUCAAGAGACGUAGGUCCUCCAAAGACACGCAGUACCAUCCCACUGAUAUCACGGGCCCGCUCAACCUCUCAGAUCCCUCGGUCAGCACCGUGGUGUGA
This is a messenger RNA of Loxodonta africana (African savanna elephant), 2832 nucleotides long. RefSeq names its product glutamate ionotropic receptor NMDA type subunit 1 (gene GRIN1). Gene Ontology annotation, cellular component: NMDA selective glutamate receptor complex; neuron projection; plasma membrane. Bases 1 to 2832 code for a protein of 943 amino acids. Gene Ontology annotation, molecular function: NMDA glutamate receptor activity. The transcript is spliced from 21 exons. The record is from RefSeq and is a predicted model, not a curated record. Gene Ontology annotation, biological process: ionotropic glutamate receptor signaling pathway; regulation of membrane potential; monoatomic ion transport. Lineage: Eukaryota; Metazoa; Chordata; Mammalia; Proboscidea; Elephantidae.